AUGGCCACGACUUCCUUCCGGGAUUCCGUGAACUCAUUGGGAUGGUCUCGGAGAGAUCCAGAUCUACCGGCGCGUACCAACUCGUCAAAUGCUCCUUUCCUAUCACGGUUGCAAUCUUGGAAUCCAUUUGGGCAAGGGGAGGGCUAUCUGCAGCUGCCCACUCAUGAAGCUCCAGGAGCUCCUCUGCCAGCCCCGACGCGACGGGAAGAAGAAGAUAGUUUCUUUGCUUUAAGCCGAUGGGACCGGAUGCUCAUUUUCAUUGCGUGCAACCUGGGUGCUGCCGUCUGCUUCCUUAUUUGCUUUUUCCUCUUUCCAGUCCUGUCGCUCAAACCCCGCAAAUUUGCUAUCUUAUGGUCCGUCGGUUCUUUGCUAUUCUUACUAUCAUGGGCGGUCCUCAUGGGACCUAUGGUCUAUGCCAGACAUUUGGUCUCGGGAUCACGACUGCCAUUCACGGCCGCCUAUUUCGGUUCGAUCGCCAUGACCCUCUACUUUGCUAUUGGGCUUCAUUCCACCUUGUUGACCCUGAUCUCGUCGAUCUUCCAGCUCGCCGCUCUGCUUUGGUAUCUUGUCAGCUACUUCCCAAUGGGUAGCACUGGUUUGCAAUUCAUGGGACGAUUUGGCGCGCAGCGUGUCACGGCAUGGAUGACCAGCUGA
Molecule: messenger RNA, 654 nt
Organism: Aspergillus japonicus CBS 114.51
Lineage: Eukaryota; Fungi; Ascomycota; Eurotiomycetes; Eurotiales; Aspergillaceae
Product: putative Golgi traffic protein SFT2
Exons: 4
Coding region: 1-654 (217 amino acids)
Biological process (GO): vesicle-mediated transport
Cellular component (GO): membrane
Source: RefSeq, a predicted model, not a curated record